Messenger RNA from Drosophila persimilis, 3459 nucleotides. RefSeq names its product CLK4-associating serine/arginine rich protein. Lineage: Eukaryota; Metazoa; Arthropoda; Insecta; Diptera; Drosophilidae. The coding region runs from base 420 to 3347 and encodes 975 amino acids. The transcript is spliced from 6 exons. The record is from RefSeq and is a predicted model, not a curated record.
AUUUCUCUUUUCGGCGGUAUAAUGCGGCAAUCAGAUUGAUCAAAGUGGAAAAGUCUCACAAAUUUUUUCGACGCGACCCCGUAAACAACAUGCAGACACAGAACUUGAAACCUCGAGACUAAAAUCGAAUUGAUAAACAAUUGUCGGCGCACGCGAAAGUACACUUACUGCACACUCUUACGUUUUAUGCUUUUGUUUUUUGUUCAUUAAAUGACACAAUCAAAAACUACUAUUUGACGAUGGUGGUCCGGUUCCUGAUCCAAAGGCCGGUAAAAUCGGCCUAAAUAUUGGAAGGGCGUGGUGUUUGCCGUAAAAGUUGUUGCUGAUUGUGCGCCCCCCUUUUUCAUAUUUGUUUGCCGAAUUUAAAGUUCACGUGAGAAAAUAAGUGCGUCGCCGCGUGGUGCGCCAAGCUAUUAAUUAUGUGGCAUGAGGCUCGCAAGCAAGAGCGCAAGAUACGCGGUUUGAUUGUGGACUACCGCAAACGGGCGGAGCGCCGGCAAUAUUUCUACGACAAGAUCCAGGCGGAUCCCACACAGUUCCUGCAGCUUCAUGGCAGGCGGAGCAAGAUUUACCUGGACCCAGCGGUAGCAGCAGCGGGCGAUGGUGCCGCCAUCAUUGUGCCGUGGCAGGGACAGCAGGACAAUCUGAUUGAUCGGUUUGAUGUGCGCGCCCAUUUGGACUACAUUCCGCCUGUGGGAAAGAGUGGCGAGGCUGGCGAUGCGGACACGGACAUGACGGCCGAGGAGCGGCAGUUGAACUACGAACGCUACCGGAUUCUGGCCCAGAACGACUUCCUGAAUGUCAGCGAGGACAAGUUUCUGCACCAACUGUACCUCGAGGAGCAGUUUGGGGCCAAUGCCCAGCUGGAGGCGGAACGCAAUCUGGCCAAAAAGAAGCAGAAGACGGGAGGCGCCACCAUUGGCUAUUCCUAUGAGGAUGCGGGCGAUGCGGGAGCAGCCACCAUUGGACCACAGCCCUUUGGCCAUUCCAUGAACGCGCCAGCAGCUGGGGCCACAGCUACCGUCACAGGCGGCGGCGACAAGGGCGAAGGUUCCGAUGAAUCCGACUCGGACAUCGACAUGGACGUGUCCAUAGACAUUGGGAAGCUGGACACGGCCCAGGCCCACGAGCUGAACGCCUGUGGGCGGAACUAUGGCAUGAAGAGCAAUGAUUUCUUCUCGCAUCUCACAAAGGAUGCAGACGAGGCCGAUGCCCUGCGCAUUGCCCGCGAGGAGGAGCAGGAGAAGAUGCUGCUGAGCGGCCGCAAGUCGCGCAGAGAACGGCGGGCGCAGAAGGAGCGACGCAUUGCCAAUCGGCCGUUCAGCCCGCCCAGCUAUGCGGCCAAGGAAGACAAAAAAGGUGGCAAGAACGAUAAAGAGGAGGAGAGCGACUCACGCUCGCCCUCCCCGGCCGAGGCUGGGCCCGAGAAGAUCACCUAUAUUACCUCAUUUGGCGGCGAGGACGAAAUGCAGCCGCACUCCAAGAUCACCAUUAAUCUGUCCAAGCCCGGUCCCACACUGGGCGAAUCCUGCAUCAACGCUAGCACUGGGGCGGCCAUCGCCAGCUCCGGUGCUGGCGGCUCUGUCACGUAUGCCCAGAAGGUCAAGGAUAAUCUGGACAAGCUGAAGCUGAUGAACGAAACGACCAAGCGCCGUGGUCGCCGUCGGACGCGUUCUCGGUCACGCUCCCGCAGUGCAUCCGGCAGUAGGAGUUGCAGUGGCAGCCGGCGACGAAAUCGCCGAAGUCGCAGCUAUCGCAGACGCAGCCGGACCCGGUCCAGACGCCGGCGCAGGUACUACUCGAGAUCUAGGUCCCGAUCGAGGUCCCGAUCGCGGUCUCGUUCCCGUUCUCGCUCUCGGUCUGGCUCCUGGAAACGCUACAAGAGCCGCAGUCCCAGCUACAAGCGAUCGCGCAAGCGGUUCUCUUACUCCUCGCGCAGUUCCAGUGCCAGUUCCUUUGAGGCGGGACGCAGAAGACGCAGUCGCUCGCGUUCUCGCUCCCAUUCCGGUCGUCGGAGCCGCACCAAAAAGAAGACCUCACCACCUCCGGCUCCUCCAGCGGCGGGAGGCGGCUACUGCCUGAGUACAACAACCACAACAACAACCACAUCCACUUUGACAGCGGUGAAGCUACUCCAGCAGCAGCAACAGCAACAGCAGCAGCAACUGCAACAGCCUAGGGCACCAGCCCCGCCCAUGAUUAGUUAUCCGUUGCCCACGCGAGUCCUCGGCUUGACCACGACGACUCCAGCUCCCGUAGCUCCCGCAGUUCCCGUACCCGCCCUACCGCAGGUGGUGGAGGCACCGCCGCCGCCACUCAAACGUUACUAUGGCCGGAAACGAGCCAACGAUACCUCCUCCUCAUCGUCGUCGGAAGGCGGCGAGAACAGCGAGGCCAGCGAGAACGAGGAACAGCUGCAGCCAGAGAGCAAUAAGCAACCAGUCGAUGAUUCAGAUGAAAUGGAAGCGGAUACUGCGUCAGAGCGAUCGCAUGCGCUCCACCACCCAGCGAUGCCGUCAACAUGCAGCACGGGUAAUCAAACAGGCAAAUAUAGUUCUGCUACCGAAACCAAAGGACACUCUGGACACGGACAAUCGGGCAGCAGCAGUGGACGACCCAAUCUGCGCGAGCGUCUUAAGCGGAAAAUGCAGAACCUGCUCAACCGGCAAUAUAAGGCCGAUAAGCGAGCUGAGAUUGAGAAGACGGAGCGAGAGCGUCAACAGCAGCAGGAGCGCGAGGAUGAGAUGCGCGAACUGGCGCUGAAGCUACGUAGAAGGCGCCGCGAGUUGCGACACAAGUACGGCACGCCCUCCAGUGGCAAGCUGUCGGGCAGCGAUGGGGAAUCGGAAGCGUCGGAGAGCCAGCUCCCGCAGCCCCCGAACCGUCGCAGUCGCAGCAGAUCCCGCAGUCGCAAGCGGAGUCCUGUCGAGCAGCCCACCAGGAGGAGCAACAGUCGAACCGAGCGCCGGCGGCGUACUCGCAGUCCCAGUCCAAGGUACAAACGCAGGCAGAGAUCGCGCUCGAGGAGCGGGAGCCGCAUGGACCGGAAGCGACGUUCGCACAGCCGUCGGCGUAGUGGAAGCCGCGAACGGAGGGGAUCACGCAGUCGUCGCAGUCAGUCGAGGCGUCGGCGACAACGCGAACGGAGUAUGGAAAGGAAUCGAGAACGUGAGCGGUACAGGCAACAGUAUCACCAGCAGCAGCAGCAGCAGCAUCAGGAAAGGACUCGUGGUGGGCGAGACAGGGAACGGGACUCGGAGCAUGCCCAAAGAAGCAACAGUGGCCCAAGUCGGGGACGUGUCGUCAUCUCGGCACCGCCAAAACUCAAGAAACUGGUUGACUAUUAAAUCGACUGUGAACUGUCGCAUAAUUGUUUUUAGCCAUAAGACACUUUUUUAGUGCGCGGAGAGCGUCAACUGUUGAUUUUGGCACAUAAAUAAAGUAAUUUUAGAUAUAAAA